This is a messenger RNA of Penicillium riverlandense, 330 nucleotides long. RefSeq lists its product as uncharacterized. The coding region runs from base 1 to 330 and encodes 109 amino acids. The transcript has a single exon. The record is from RefSeq and is a predicted model, not a curated record. NCBI's taxonomy places the organism in Eukaryota, Fungi, Ascomycota, Eurotiomycetes, Eurotiales, Aspergillaceae.
AUGUGGGUUGUACCCAGUCAUCACCCGGUCUGCGUUUGCGCGGCAACUCAGACCAGCCUCAAGCCUCGCGCGACGGUUGACCCUAGAUGGGCACAGACGCAUAACGCCGUGAACAUGUUCAACGCGCUGCCUCGGCAGUACCCAGGAUCGUUCGCUCAUAUCCCGAACAGCCUGCACAUCGGUUGGAGCGUGGCCGACAAGAACGUCUGGAGCGCCGAAAUUCGACCCUCUACUCAACAGCAACAGAUCCAGAUCGUCACUGCGCCUCUGACCGCUGAGGCGAGGCGCCUCAUCGGGGGUCUCGUGAUUCCGACUCUGCCGGGAAUCUAA